Mucor mucedo is the source of this 1230-nucleotide messenger RNA. RefSeq lists its product as uncharacterized. The transcript is spliced from 2 exons. The record is from RefSeq and is a predicted model, not a curated record. Lineage: Eukaryota; Fungi; Mucoromycota; Mucoromycetes; Mucorales; Mucoraceae. Gene Ontology annotation, molecular function: RNA binding. Bases 94 to 1080 code for a protein of 328 amino acids.
GAGAAAUUAAGCAUAUAUAAAAAGCUUAUUUGAAGGGAAGAAAAGUUUUCCUUUAUAUUUCCUUUAUUAAACUUUUUUUAAAUAUAAACAAAUAUGGGUUCUACCAAGGUUGAUAAGAAAUCUAGCAAGGCUGACAAGAAGUCCAAGAAGGUUGUCGAAAAGGUUGUCGAAAAGGUCGAGUCCGAAAGCUCUUCCUCUUCCAGCAGCAGCAGCAGCUCUGAAUCCUCUGAUUCCGAGUCCGAAGAAGAAGUUGUUGCCGAGGCCAAGAAGGAAGAAGAAAGCUCUUCCUCCUCUUCCUCCUCUGAAUCCGACUCUGAUUCUGAAUCUGAAGAAUCUGCCGUCGCUGAGGAAUCUAACGAUAAGAAGAGAAAGGCCGAAGACGAUGAGGUAGAAGUCCCUGCCAAGAUCGCCAAGGUUGAAGAAGAAGCUGCUCCUGCCGCUACUUUCACUGUCUGGUGUGGUGGUAUCAGUUGGGAUGCCAAGGCCGAAGAUGUCAAGGAAUACUUUGGUCAAUGUGGUGAGAUCUCUGAUGUCAGAAUUAGAUUAGAUAACGCCACUGGUAAGAACAAGGGUUUCUGUCAUAUUGACUUCACUACCAAGGCUGCUCAUGAUGCUGCUCUUGCUUUAUCUGGUUCAGACUUCCUCGGUCGUACCAUUCGUUGUGACAGUGCCGGUGAUGGAUCUGUUCGUGUUGCCAGAAAGGAUGAAAACUACGGUCCCAAGUCUACCAAGGUUUUUGUUGCUAACUUAAACCGUGACUAUGACGAAGAAACUCAUCGUGCUGCUCUUACUGAAGCCUUCAGUGCUUUCGGUACCCUCGUUGGUGAUAUCAGACUCCCUUAUAACAGAGAAGAAGGUACUCUUAGAGGUAUUGGUUAUCUUGAAUUCGAGACUGCUGAACAAGCUGAAGCCGCUGUCAAGGGUAUGAACGCUGUCGAAUUAAACGGUCGUCCUUUGCGUACCGAUUUCUCCGGUUCUGACGAUGCCAGCCGUGUUGGUGGUGGUCGUGGUGGCCGUGGUGGUCGCGGUGGUUUCGGUGGUGACCGUGGAGGUCGCGGUGGUGGACGUGGAAGAUGGUAGAUCGCUCUUGUUUCUUUAAUUGUACAUUUUUUUUAUUUCAAAAACCCCCCAAAGUCAUUGAGUCAUUACAUUUUUUUAAUUUCAUGAAUAUAGCAUUUAGAAGAUAAAUAACAUUCCAAAAAAAUAAAAACAUUAUUUAUUAUACGCACA